GGCCCCCGAACUGUGUCCUAGGUCAGGGAAGCCUGGAAGCAGGGACCUAAGGCUCCGAGUGGGCACCUGCUGGCAGGGGAAGGGUUAGCCGCUCUCAGCGGAGCGGGAAGACCAGCGCUGCCUCCGCCAUGCUCCGUACACUGGCCCGGGCCGCGACUGUAGGGCUCGGGGCGACCUGGACGCGGUGGUCCGGGAGCCGGGCGGGGGUCCUGGCCCACGUGGUGGACCUGCGCAGCGACACAGUGACCACGCCCAGGCCGGCCAUGAGGCGCGCCAUGGCCGAGGCAGUCGUGGGGGACGAUGACUACGGCGAGGACCCGACGGUCCGCGAGCUACAGGAGAAGACUGCAGAGCUGCUUGGGGUGGAACAGACUCUGUUUGUGCCCACCAACACUAUGGCCAACCUCAUUGCUGUGAUGGGUCACUGCCGGCGCCGGGGCUCCCAGGUCCUCCUCGGGCAGGAGUGCCACCUCCAGGUCUAUGAGCAGGGCGGGUUGGCCCAGCUUGCUGGGGUGCUCUCCCACCCACUCCCAGACCUGCCGCACGGCAUGCUGGACCUGGCUGAGCUGGAGAGGGUGCUUGCUCGGGGCCAUGGGAGCCCCUACCACCCUGUCUGUGAGCUUGUAUGCAUGGAGAACACACACAGCAGCUCGGGAGGCCGGGUCCUGCCCAUUGACUACCUCCGCCAGGUGCACCUCCUGGCCAGGACCUACGGGGCCCGCGUCCACCUGGAUGGGGCCCGGCUGAUGAAUGCAGCAGUGGCUCUGCACAUGCCCCCUGCCCGCAUUGUGGAGCACUGUGACUCUGUGUCUUUCUGUUUCUCCAAGGGCUUGGGUGCACCACUGGGUGCCCUAAUAGGAGGCCCCAAGGACUUCAUUGAAGAAGCCUGGCGCUUCCGGAAAGCCCUGGGCGGGGGCAUGCACCAGUCUGGGGUGCUGGCUGCCGCAGCCCUGGUGGGCCUUGCUGACGCCAAGGAGAUACUGCUGCAGGACCAUGGGAAUGCGCAGAGAUUCGCCAAAGGUCUCCGAGACCUGGCGUCGCCCAUCUGCUUUGUGGAUCCUGCCACUGUGGAGACCAACAUGGUGCUAGUGCGGGUGGAUGGGCCGUCACCCACGGAGCUGUGCCAGCGCCUGCAGACUGUGAGCCCCGAGGAGGUGGCACAGACUGGUCAUGCUGUGCGUGUGCUGCUGUUUCCCUGGACAGAACGGUCAGUGCGUGCCGUGUGGCACCGUGGCGUCUCCACCGAGGACACUGACCUCGCCCUGAGGAAGUGGGAAUUUGUGCUGAGGCAGCUGGAGCUCUGAGCAAGGCCCGUGUCCUGGCUGGGACCAAAACGGAGAGAGGUGUGGCACAGUAGCCUGCCAGAAGUAAAGGUCAACCUCUGGGGGAGGUGACUCCGUCCAAGCCCCAGGUUUCUCUGCCAUGAUUCCUGGGUGACAUCCCCACUUGGUCGGAAAUAACCAGGCAUAGGGUCAGAUAAGAUGCAACCAAAAAUCAAGGCAAAAUACCAAACAGACUUGUAGGUGAUGAGGAUAAUGCAGUUAUGAGAUAUAGGACUUAAAGUAAAAUAUUUAAGGAAUUUCAAGGCAAGUUAAAAAUUUAACAGAACUUGAAACUGUAAAAUGACUCCAUGGAAAUUUUAGAAACAAAAUCAUAAUAAAUUAAGACCUCAGUGGAUGGGCCUGAUAGCAGGUGAGACACAGCUGAAGAGACAAUUAGUGAUGUGGGCAGCAAGUCAGGAGAAGAUAUAUCUCGAUAAACAGACCCAAAGUUGGUAUUUCGAAGGGAGUAACCAAAUUGAUGAUAACUUCCUGGUAGACUGAUCAAAAAUCAGACAGGGAGCACAGAUCAUUGUUUAGUGUAUGUAUUUGUUUUUUGUUUUGAGGCAGAGUCUCAAGAUGUAGUUCAGGCUGGUCUUGAACUCAUCGGGAUCCUCCUGCCUCAGCCUCCCAAGUAUUAGGAUUACAGGCAUGUGCUACCAUGCCCAGCUUGUCUUAUGGAUUGUUUUUAAUGGUAGAAAAAGAAUAAAAAUUACUUGUAUUUUUAUCAUCCUGGAAUAAUCACCA
Molecule: messenger RNA, 2066 nt
Organism: Cavia porcellus (domestic guinea pig)
Lineage: Eukaryota; Metazoa; Chordata; Mammalia; Rodentia; Caviidae
Exons: 7
Coding region: 129-1304 (391 amino acids)
Biological process (GO): L-threonine catabolic process; glycine biosynthetic process
Cellular component (GO): cytosol
Molecular function (GO): L-allo-threonine aldolase activity
Source: RefSeq, a predicted model, not a curated record